AUGCACGGCCACGGCAAUCGACCCCACCUGUGCCGUUUUCCCGACUGUGAGCGAGGUGAUUACGGCUUCCCCCGCCGCUACAAUCCCAUCGAUUAUAUGAAACGGGUCCACGAUUACAAGCCGGAGGCCCAGAAGAAGCGGAAGGCCCAGAAGAAGCGGAAGGCGACCGCCGAUAAAAAUUCGGGCCUCAUCCUUUGCCACGAGCAAAACGCCUCAAUGAACGGGGACAGCUCCACAGAUGCUCCUAAGAGCUUCUACGCAUACAAGGACACCUUCGGUAAUAACACUGUCUGGCUCGAUAUUCCCAAGAAUGUGUCAUUCAUCAACACGACCAAUCCGUAUCUAGAUCCCCCCAGCCCAGAGCUAAGGACAUUGCCUGUUACGUCGCGGUCGCCACGCUCCAACACACUUGACAACGCCAGCACGCCCUCCAGCACCGGGCCCGAGGUCCAUACCUAUGCGACCAACGGCGCGUCCUUACGCUUCACUCCAGAAACAGAUCCGGCUCCUUGCUAUGAACGACCACCGAUGAUCUCACAGCCGACAUCGUCAAUGACACCGCCUCCCAUCGACCCCCGGAUUCCGUCGCCAUCUGAUCCCGGCCAGAUACCCCACCUGAGCUCAAUCGCUGCCAGCCAACGGUCGCCAUCCCAUACUGGCACGGAGACCGCGGUCGAACGGGAUCACGAGAUUGCAUAUCUCCUACGGUGGUUUUCUGAACGCACUGGCCACUGGAUAGAUCUCUUUGAUCUAAAUAGGUACUUUUCUUCCUACGUACCAGUUAAAGCGCGAGACAAUCCCCUCUUAAAGUACGCCGCGGUCGCCUACUCUGCCAAAGCCCUAACACGUGUGCAAGGGCGGAAGCCCGUCACGACGCGCCAGGCUCGGAUGGAGCCCUACCCAGGCUCUCACGCUUUGAAGGCUGAUUCGACCAUUAUGCCAGAACCAGAUUCUAAAAGCGGUCUAUUACACGGGGAUACUAGUCCCCUUCGCAAACAGCGCCAUAAGCUGCUCGCGGCUUUAGCGAUCCUCUGCAUAUACGAGUUUCUGGACGUCUCUAUGGCAGAGUGGUUUAAGCAUUUGAACGGCGCGGAGUCUCUUCUUGUACAGAUACAAACACCCCCUCCAACAAUCAACUCCGCUAAUCUUGGGUUUAUCUCUAGAGCACGUCGCGCGAUAUUCUGGAACAUAGCCCGGCAGGAUAUGCUGGCAGCGUUCAUCACUAAGAGUCGAACCCCUAGCCUUCUUAUCGACGAGCAUGGAUACAUUGUCCCUAGCAACACAACUAAAACCGGCUAUCUAGAGGGCGACAUUAUUAUAAAAGAGGACCUUAUCUGCAAUGCACUUGUGUGGCUCAUGUCGAAGCUCGUCAACUUCAUGGCCGCCGGUGAGGACCCUCCGUGCGCCAGAAUCGACUCUACUCGCAUCCCUGGGAACGAUAUCGGCUUUCCUAAGAUUUGGUACAGCAUUCCUAUGUGCGCGUUAACUAUGCAAUACUACUACAUGAGCAAGAUUUAG
Messenger RNA from Trematosphaeria pertusa, 1518 nucleotides. RefSeq lists its product as uncharacterized. The transcript has 8 exons. Gene Ontology annotation, cellular component: nucleus. Gene Ontology annotation, biological process: positive regulation of transcription by RNA polymerase II. Gene Ontology annotation, molecular function: DNA-binding transcription factor activity; transcription cis-regulatory region binding. The record is from RefSeq and is a predicted model, not a curated record. NCBI's taxonomy places the organism in Eukaryota, Fungi, Ascomycota, Dothideomycetes, Pleosporales, Trematosphaeriaceae. Bases 1 to 1518 code for a protein of 505 amino acids.